Messenger RNA from Octopus bimaculoides (California two-spot octopus), 3421 nucleotides. RefSeq lists its product as uncharacterized. Gene Ontology annotation, cellular component: plasma membrane. Gene Ontology annotation, biological process: neuropeptide signaling pathway. Lineage: Eukaryota; Metazoa; Mollusca; Cephalopoda; Octopoda; Octopodidae. The record is from RefSeq and is a predicted model, not a curated record. Gene Ontology annotation, molecular function: G protein-coupled peptide receptor activity.
AAACAUUAAUAUAACGCAUCUAUUCAUCCAUCCAUCCAUCGAUCUAUCGAUCGAUCCAUUCAUCUAUCAAUCUAUUUGUCUAUCCUUCUGUCUAUCUCUGUUCUUCUCUCUCUCUCUCUCUAUCUCUCUCUCUCUCUCUCUCUUUCUCUCUCUCCAUCUAUCUAUCUAUCUAUCUAUCUGUCUCGUUGCGACCGAAUGAACACUUUACAUCCCGCAACGCUGAAUGACCAAUAUUUUCCCGUGACGGAUUCCAGCCACAUGCCUAGACGCUGCUGAUAUGACAAGCGCAGCGAAGUUCAUAUUACCGACAAGAGGGGGCGCUCGCUGUUGAGGUGUUUCCCAAACACACACAACAUAUGUUAGAGAUAAAAGUUGCUAUAUUCCAAUAACUAUACAGUAAGGACAAGCAAGCAUCUACGGAUGAUCGUUAGCUAUAUAUGGACGUUUGAUGACAAAUAUGCUUCUAGUUUUCCAAAGACUGGAAUAACCUACAUGAUAUCACCACUGAAGUCUCAUCUUAACUGAAAGACCAACUGACGAACGAUGUAUGAGCCAUGCAACCCAGCAUCAGAAAAUUCAACGGCAGCGGACAGCGGUGUGGAAUGGGAUGACAAUAUGUAUUUUGUGAUGGUCAUUCUCAUAAUAUUCUCCAUCAGUGGAACCAUCGGCAAUGCACUCGUACUCUACGUGUUUUCGAACACAAAGCAGAAGCUGACCUCGACAAUAUUUAUUUUAGCUUUGGCUGGAAUGGAUUUCAUCACGUGUCUUUUAACAAUACCUUCAACAGUGGCUAUAGAAUACGUGCUGUAUUACGUCCAGAAUGAUGCUGUUUGCAAAAUGUAUCACUUUUUACAGACGACGACAGUGCCAUUUUCUGCGUUAGUAAUGGUGGCCAUUGCAUCUGACCGAUAUCUUUGCAUAUGUCAUCCAUUUGUGCGAGCUAUGACGACAAGGCGCGCACAGAUUCUCGUUGCACUACUUGGUGCAGUUGCUGUGACAUUGGGCAUCAUCGGAUCACUUGCAUAUAGCGUGUACAAGUUCAAAGAUAUAGAUGUAAUUAUUGAGAAUGGUACUCAUCUAAUGAAUUCAACGCCAGUUACGGGUAUAUUUUCUAACUACACAUACGAGACGGACACAUAUGCUGCUUACGUAGAUGGCAAUGGCGCAUCAUCAGCAUCACUCGAAAAUAACAAUGCCAACCGUACGAUAUGUUACACAGGGAUAUGUGACAUUAGUUUCCUUAUUUUGCCACGGAAAGUGUUCACCGUUUACCAAACGAUUUAUUCCUCACUAUUUCUCAUAUCGCUCGUAAUUGUCGCAUUUUUGUAUGCGUUAAUUUAUCGCAGUGUACUAUCAAGACGAAAACAAAGACUGAAAAUUGUCACGAACAAGUGCUGUCUGUUUUGGAGUGACGACUCACAACCCAGUGCGGAAGAGACAGAAAUUACAACUGUCAACACCGAUUCAAAUGAUAAACCGAUUAAACACGGCGUUAAAGCCGAGAAGGACGCCAUACUGAAACACGGAACUCGGGCAAAGCUUGAAAAGGUCCGCAUAGCAAACCUUAAGACAGCUGCCAUGUUGUUUGUUGUUACAUUAGUUUUUGUGUUGGCUUUUCUGCCCUCUUGGCUGAUGGCCCAUCGCUAUAUACAGAUGAACAUUAUCGUAUUUUAUAUGUAUUUUUCUUAUAAUAUUGCCAACCCAGUAGUUUAUGCCUUUAUGAACAGAAAUUUUAAAAAUCAAUUGAAAGAAAUAUUUAUUAACUGUAAAAAAUGAUCAGCAUUACCUGAAGAAGAAAUGUUGUUUUUCUCUCACAUGCCACAUGGAUAUUAAAUAAGAGCCAUUGACAAUUCUAUAAAGAAACUGUGAACUUUAAAAAUAAACUAAAGAACGGUCUGUUUAAAAAAAAAAACGUAUAUUCAUAUAAACUUGUAUACACAUGAAGGCAUGUAUAAAUAUAUAACAAAGGCAACACAAGAAAUAUAUAUAAUCUCAUAUCCAUAUAAUUAUAUCUAAAUCGAUACAAAACACUAACACAUCACACAUCACACACAUGCAUGCACACAAACAACACACACACACACAUGCAUGCACACAAACAACACACACACGCACACACACACACACACACACACACACACACACACACACACACACAUACAAUCAUACGCAUUCAUACACAUAUGCAUAUCUGAAGCGCCGUCUUUCAAUACAUUACAAUCACUCACAUUCUACAGGUAUACACAUCACUUGUACAUGUUGAUAAAUUUGCUAAAAUCUGAGAAAUUAAACUGUUGAUACUCAGAGGUUUAUGUGUUUACGUGGACGAACGGAUUCAUAGGUUUGUUUACAGUAGCAUAUUCAUAUCUGUAUUAGUAAAAGUACGCAAUAAAAUGCACACGUAUGUAUUCAGGAAACAACUAAGAGUAUAUUAUGUGUGUAUUGGGUUGGUGCAUAAUUAUUGCAGCCUUUUUUUCUUUUAACAAAAUUUAUUCAGCAAAUACAACAUGAAACAAAAACAUCUUUAAAUGAUUAUUCUGGAGCAUAUUCACCAUCUACUUCAAUUACUGCUCCGCAUUUGGUUGGCAGAUGGUCAGACCGUCAUUUAAAAAUGUUUUGUUAUUGUUUUUAUUGAAUGAAAUUUGUUGAAAAAAAGCCGCAAUAAUUAUGCACCAACCUAAUAUAUAUACAUAUAUAUAUAUAUGAGUGUGAGUGUGUAAACAUAUAUGUGUGUAUGCAUAUAAAUACACUAUCUAUAUUCUUCAAAUAUUAUUACACUUACAGUUUUGAGAGACUUUUUAAUCUUUUACAUCAAUGUAAGCACACACACACACACACACACACACACACAUAUAUAUGUGUAUACACACAUGCAUACGCACACACUCACAUACAUAUAUACAUACAUACAUGUAGCCAGACAGACAUAUACAUACACGCUUAAACAGACACACACACACACACACACACACACACACACACACACACACAAGCACAAGCACAAACACAUAUGUAUAUAGACAAACAUACAAAUAUAUAUUUCUACAAAGAAACAUUGAGAGAGCGAGAGAGAGAGAGAGAGAGAGAGAGAUACAGACAGACAGACAAACAGAUAGACAAACAGACAGAUAGACAGAUAGACAGACAGACUGACAGUGGGGGGCUGAUAGAAAACAUCCGAGAGCUUAUAUUCAAUAAAUUAUGUUACACAAGCACCAAGACACGCUAAAUAUAUACAUAUAUAUUAUAAUCAUAUGAUAUAUUUUAAUAUCGCGCGCACACACACACACACACACACACACACACACACAUAUAUAUUAAAACAGUUACACAGCGACACAUAGGAACUCAGAAAAAUGUCAUACUCAUGUUUGUUUCUCUGUUUACAGUGUUUUGUUUCUAUAAAUCUAAUUGUAUUAAU